UCAAGGCGCUGGUUUUUAUGCGGAUCGAGAGAUCGCAGUGAGUGGAACUGGGAAUGGGGACGAGUUCAUUCGAAUUUCGGCUGCGAAGCAAAUAGCUGAUUUGGUGAAAUAUUCCAAAAUGACUUUAUCACAAGCAUGUAAUCAGGUUGUACUUGUUGAUUUAAAGCAAACGAUGGCCGGCUUCAUAGGACUCGAUAAGGACGGUAAUAUUGCUAUGCCCUUUAACACGCCAGGCAUGUUCAGGGCUGUACUGCUCGAAAACAGCGAACCCAUUGUCAACAUUUAUGAAUAA
This is a messenger RNA of Anisakis simplex (herring worm), 292 nucleotides long. The record is from the annotation of a GenBank genome assembly. Lineage: Eukaryota; Metazoa; Nematoda; Chromadorea; Rhabditida; Anisakidae.